Diabrotica balteata is the source of this 7951-nucleotide messenger RNA. NCBI's taxonomy places the organism in Eukaryota, Metazoa, Arthropoda, Insecta, Coleoptera, Chrysomelidae. The record is from the annotation of a GenBank genome assembly.
GUUUAUUUCAAGUUGACAGUAGAAAAUGACUACACUAGAGGAGACAAUACCGGCAUUUUCCAUGUGGAAAAUGUUUAAUGAAACUAUUCCAGCAAUAAUAAAAGCAGAAUGUUGGGAACCAAGUAUUAGAAGACUAGCUUCAAUAAUUCAGUCCAAAGAAUAUUCCAACAUAUUGUUUAUUUGUGCGAAAGAAGUCAAUGUAACUUUUGAACAAUAUCAAGAAAUCCAAAAAAAGUAUAAGGGAUUUACAAUUUGGCUGUUGGGUCAAUUUUUUUACUUACUGGGAUAUGACAAGUUUUGUAAAGUCCAUGACACCAUUAUUGAUAUACAGUUGUGUAUUUUGGACCAGUUGUCUAACACUCAGUUGCAUGUUUUUGAUGAAUUGUCUAAAGAAUAUAAGAAAAUAUUAAAUCUUUUAGUUGACUAUUGUAAAAAUUCUAAAGACAAAGUCAUAUUGGAAGUGUUUGUACCUCAAAAUAUAGAUGACUUAAAUCAAGAACUGAAUUUAAAUCAAGUAUUUAUGGAAAUUCAGUCACAGGCUAAGUGUACUUCUAUUUUAUUAAAAUUGAUGAAAUUUAUAAACUAUAUACUUGAGGAAAAUUUUACUUGCUAUAGUUUUGACCAGAGUACUUGUGAAAUACUUGAUAAUCUCUUGUUUUUGUUAUCGGAAUGUGAUGAAGAAUUACAGUUGCAGGUUAUAGAAAUUUUUAUAGAUCUAGCAGAAACAGAUUCAGAUGUUUUGUACAAUUCAGAAAUAACACCCAAAUUUCUUAUAUUUUCAAAUUUAUUUGAACAAUUUUUACAUAAAACCUAUAAUUCUCAUAAUUUGGAGACCAAACUGAUGGAGAGAUUGGAAAAAUCCCUUCAAUUAUAUUUGAGUAGUAAAAAGAGAGUAAAAAAAUUGUUUCAAAAUAUUCCCCAAAUUUGUAAAUUUUUAUUUAAUAUUACCAUACAAAAUACUAGCUUUACACUUUCUUCAGAUAUUCAGAUAUUGGUAGCUGAAAAUGUAACAGAAUUUAGUAGAGAUGAUAUAGAAAAUGUAGAGAAAUUAACAUUUUUAAAUACUACCCUAAUAUAUAGUCUUAAACGAAAAUUAAAUCAAGAUAUUGAAGAAAUGGAGCUGUUUUCAGGGGAGAUAAAACUAUAUUUAGAGAGUACUAAUAAAACAUGGUACAUGGUUCAUAAGAAAACAAUGGCUUUAUUAAAGCAAAUUAGUUGUCUGUCCAAUUGUGCCAUUAUUGACUGUAUGAACUUUUUUAAAAAUAUGACAAACAGUUUAUUGUCUAUAAGUUUAACCAAACAUCAGAGAACCAAAACUACACUAUCCUAUUUUGAUGAAAUUGAUCUAUUAAUAAAUUUUAUAAAGAAAUAUUUAGAUCAUGUAAAUCGAUGUGACAAAACUAGUACUUCUUUAGAAGAAGCAUUUAAUUUCAUGGUCCACUGUGCAUUGUUAACGGGUACCAAAAACAUAAGUCUAUAUUUCCACAUUAUCACUUUCCAAUUGUUAAAAUCAUUUGUGUAUAGAAAUGAAAACCAAUUUCCCAUCAAUUUUACCUCAAAGAAUGAUACUGGAGACCUUAAAAUGGUUGUCAGAUCUUUUUACAAAUAUUUGUGGGCUCAAAAUACCCCAAGAAGUGUGGCUCUUAAAGUUCUCAAUAAACUGUUUGUUAUUUUAACAAGCAAUCUAGUAAUCACCAGUGAUAAUCAGUUAGCUGAAAUUGAGAAUUUGUAUUUGAAGAUUGCUAAAGGUGUUAUGGAAUCUGGCAAUGAUGAAGAUGUUGUUUUUGUAGUUGAAAAUAUUCCACACAUACUUAUGCUAUUUCAAGAACCAGAUAAAAUAAUCGCACAGAUAUUAAACCCAGCUUUUACUUCAAAAGACCACAAAGUUUUAGAAACAAUCUUAACAAUUUUGCCAAAUAUCUUGUGUACAGUAAGCUGCGAUUACACAAAAGUUGUAUGGAUGAAUAAAAAUUCUCUGCAGUUUGAAAUUUUGUGUCAAAAAUGUAACUUACAAGAGAACAAAACUAUUUCCACGCAAGAACUUGUAGAAAGAAAAUUUGGAAAAAAUGCAGCAUACAAAAGCUGUCCAAAGAUCCAGAUUGAACAAACAUCAGUUUCAUUCAACUUGAAACAUGUAUUGUUUUUAUUAUCGGAGCCCUCCGAUGAAAUAAAAAUGGCUGCUCUCCAUACCUUGCCAUACUUUUCGAGUCAUGUGUUACAGUUUCACUCAGUAAACAUAGUUCAGAAGUGGAUUGAGCUUGCUUCAGACAAAAACAAGGAAAUAAGGAAACAAUUUGCACAAAUUUUUGGACAGACAGUCAAGUUUUGUAAGGAAAACCCCAUUCUCUCCGAAGACAUAAAAAAGGAAAUAUUUAAACUAACUUUUGCCAAACUUUUAAAUUUUACCAAAGAUUCCCUGAAAUUCUCCAACUUUGAGUUGCAAGACACUUUAUUAAGUACAAUUGAGUCUAUUACUGUUAUAAAAUCCGAUUAUGUUACUUUGGAAAGUUUGAAAAUUUUACUUUAUCUCAUCAUGAUCCCGACUUCGAAAUAUUCGUUAAUAGCAGUGAACAAAUGCUUCAAACUGGCAGAGAAGAAUGACACAAGCACGACUACUAUCUACAGUCAAAAUAAAAGAGAAAUAUGUGAAGUCAUAUCCCACUUGUGUUGUAUUAACCAAGCAUUAAUCAACUACAACCUUUCCACGUCAUUGGAGAAAGUAUCUCUGAUGUUUGGAUUUUAUGGAUCCAAAGAUUUUGUUCAUCAAGAAAGUAAUUAUUUGCUUCCGUUUUUCGUUUCUAAAACUGUUAAGAUUCCUUCGGUUUCGAGGCUGAUACAAGAAAUGGCUGCCAUGAUGGAAAUGGAUUUGGCCGAAGCAUUGUCGUCAAGAUAUGGUUAUAUUUUUAUUCACGUGUUUUUAGAAGACAUUCCAAAGGAGGAUCUUAAAAAGUGUAUGAUGUUUUUGGAGAAAUCUACCAAUGCCAGCGGGAUUUCCUUAAGGAAAAGGAAUUUUAGAAUAAUCCUUAACGAACUACUCUUAAACUUUCACGAGAAUAACAGCAGAGUUUUGCUCGCUUUGCGAUUAUUAUCGAACGAAGACUACGAAAACAAAGGAAGUUCAAUUCAGGACUAUCUCCAUUCUCAUUUUCUUGGAGUACUUUUAUACUUUGACGGCAAGCUCAUAUCUAAAAAUUCUAGGAAGGAUAAGUGCCUUUUAAGUCUAGCUGAUUUAUUUAAAUAUAUGGGAGCUAAACAUAUAAUGCCACUGCGGUUCAAGAUCAUUGCCAUGCUUCAAACCAUAGAUUACGAGAGUUCCCCACAUCUGACUUGCGCAGUAUGGGAUGCCUUUAUUAAAACAUGCGAGAUAGAGUCUCUAGGACCCCAACUAGCUGUCAUUUGUGUCUCAAUUUUACCUCUUAUUGAAAACUGUUCGCAAGAAAUCAACGGUAUUUUAAAUUAUCUGAUAAUUGAGAAUGAAGCGCAUAUGAAAAAUUAUAUUCCAGAUUUAUUUUUCGUAAAUAACCCGAAAAUAAAUGUAGAGAUCACAAUAGUUAUAAGAAAGUAUAUAGAGUUGUUAGAAAAGAACAGUCUAAAAGAAAAAAUACAACGGUUUCUAAAAUAUUUAACCCAUGAAGCUAUGGAAGUUCGUAUCCAAGGUCUACGGCAAUUGAAAACUUAUCUAGAGGAAGACAGGGAAGGACUUGACCAAAUGAUUCUAGAUUACAAUGGUAUAGAUACCGCCAUUGUUGAACUUGUCGAUAUAUUAACAAUGGGAUGUAGAGAGAAAGAUGAGGCUUUGAAAUUGGCGUGUGGCGAUGUUUUGGGAGAAUUAGGAGCAAUAGAACCAAGUCAUAUGCCUAGAAGGUAUGCCCAAGACGACAGAUCGUUUUGUUUCUAUAUAAACGAAGAUCCUUUUAUCGUUAGUUCUCUUAACGAAUUAAUAAAAGCUUUUCAGACUGAAAAGAAUACUCAGAGUAUGGACAGGCAUGCAUUGGCAAUACAAGAAACUUUAAAGGGAUACGAAAUUUCUCCAGAUGAAAACAGCAACAAGCAAUAUCUGUGGUCACAAUUUCCCGAUUCUCAAAAGGAAGUGAUGUUACCUCUUCUCUCUUCCAGGUACAUGAUAGCACAAGAAGUACUAGCAAGUAAUUUACCAACUCCAAUUUAUGGAUCUAAUUCUGGAGCGUCAUUUCAGUCUUGGUUGCAUAACUGGACAUCAAGUUUAAUAUCGUGUCUUCCACACGAACGAAAGGAGCUGUUAAAAGUCUACAUUCCAAGUAUGAAACAAGAUAAACGUAUUCUUAUGCAUUUUUUACCACACAUUCUACUUUAUGCUCUAUUAGAAGGUACCGAUAGAAUAUCAGAAAAGGCCUUAAUAGAAAUUCAAACAAUUACCAGUUCUUUUAGUAAAGAGAGGACUUUGGAUGAAAAAGUAUUAAAUUUACGUCCAAUUCGGAUUCCUGGAGUUGGCACCGAGACUCCAGUUAUUACUCCCGAAGAUGUAAAACAAAUGCAGUGCACAAAAGUUGUAUUUUUAUUACUGGACUUUUUGGAUCGUUGGGUAAGAGAGUGGCAGUGGCAGAAAGGUGUAGCAGGAACUGCUGAUCAAAACUUUCAGACAAUUAAGGGAUUUCAAAAUGAAUUAUGUAAACUACAACUUGCCAAAUGUAACUACCACUGUGGUGAAUAUCCAAGAGCAUUGAUGUAUUUAGAGGAUUUUAUUAUGGACCACAAAGAAGAACUUUCCAACAACUUAUCAUUCUUCGCAGAGAUUUACGCACAGUUAGAAGAACCGGAUGGGGUAGAUGGAGCAAUGGCUUUGCAACAAAACGAACCGUCCCUCGAACAAAAAAUUCUUGCAUUGGAAGUCUCAGGAAAAUUGGCAGACGCAACGAACUGUUACGAGAGAAUGUUACAGCCAUUGCAAUUACGUCAUAUACAGGGCCUGGCGCAAUGUUAUUUAGAUUUAGACAACGUAAACACUGCUUUAAACUUUGUAAGAGGCGCUCUCGAAAACCAACCAGAUUUUGGUAACAUGCUGUUAGAAAUGCAAGCGGAACCAUUGUGGAGACUGGGUCAGUACGACGAAUUAGAUACGCUGUUAAAGAAACCUGAUUUGUCUGAUAGUAAAAUUUGGGGAGUACAAGUAGGAAGAGCGUUAUUACAUAUGAAAAAUGGAGAAAGAAACGAGUUCAGAACCACCCUGGAUUGUUUAAUGAAGCAACAAGUGUUUGCGUUUGGAGCUACCAGUUUAGAGGAGGGUGCCUAUAAAAGCGGGUAUGGAUACAUAUCAAAAUUGCAUGCUUUAAACGAAUUACAACAAGUGGAAAAGUUGAUGUCGGAUUUACUUAUCAGUCCAAAUAAUAAGGAAUAUGCUGAGAGGAUGAUGAAAAAGCUUUUAAACGAGUGGACACUUCGUAUAAAAGUUGUUCAAGAGUCGGUUGCAAUCAUCGAACCGCUUUUAUGUCUAAGACGAGUUUCUUUGAACCUGGCAAAAAAUGUUGCAGAAGAGAAAAUUCCCAAUGCUGUUCCUUAUCUGCAUUCUUUGCUCGGUGAAUGUUGGCUGCUAAGUGCUAAGACAGCAAGAUCUGCUGGGAUGCACCAACAAGCGUAUACAUACACAUUAAAAGCAGAAGAGUUUGCGCCCCCUACGCUAUUCUUGGAGAAGGCCAAAUUGCAUUGGUUGAGGGAGGAACACGAACAAGCCCUGUUUACUUUAAGAAGAGGUCUUGAAGUUCUGUUACCCGAAGGAUAUUCUCCUGAUAUGAUGACUCGUGAGCAAAGGAAAAUUUGUGCCGAAGCCAAACUUCUUAUUGCAACAUACAACGACGAAAUUUCAAAUGUUGAUAUCGACGUCAAUCGGCAGAAUUUUAAGGAAUCGGUGGAAAUGUUUAAAGAAUGGGAAAAGAGCUUAGUAUGUUUGGCACACUAUUUGGAUAAACUGUUCCAAAGUUACGACAGUUCCGAACAGGAUUCCAGAGGAAGCGACAUACAGUUGCAAAUGAUCAACUAUUUCGGCAAAUCUUUGCAGUAUGGAACUCAUUAUAUUUACCAGUCUAUGCCUCGUAUGCUAUCUAUAUGGUUCGAUUAUGGUACUAGACUAUUGGAAGUGUCACAGAGUUCUGUUAAAGAAGAAAGAAAGCACAUUCUCUUGCGUAUGACUAAAUUGAUUGAUUCUUUCUUAGAAAGAUUGCCAGCUUAUGUAUUUUUAACUGCGUUUUCUCAGUUGGUGUCCAGAAUUUGUCAUCCACAGAAAGAGGUUUAUAUAAUGUUGAAAUCAAUCAUAAUAAAGUUAGUUCAGCAAUAUCCCCAGCAAAGUCUGUGGAUGAUAAUAUCUGUGAUCAAAUCCAGCUAUUCUGUUCGAUCCAAAAGGUGUGCAGAGAUUCUUUGCGAUCCCAGGUUAAAGACAACAACAUUAACGAAGUUAGUACGAGAUUUUACAAGUUUGGCUGAAAAAUUAAUAGAAUUAUGUAAUAAAGAAAUACCACCCGAUGUUAAUACUACUAGUGUUAGUAAUUUACUAAGAUCGCUUCCCAGAUUACUUGCAAAAGAUGACUUCAGUGAGAUUAUGAUGCCUACUUUUAAAUUAAGAAAAUUGAUUUUGCCGAAUCCAGAUUUUAGUAAUGGUCAACACAAUCCUUUCCCAAAUGCGUAUGUCUAUAUAGUAGGAAUUGAAGAUGAAUUAAAUGUAUUGCAAAGUUUGCAACGACCAAGGAAAAUUUCAUUAAAGGGAUCUGAUGGUAAAAAAUACAUUUAUAUGUUGAAACCGAAAGAUGAUCUCAGAAAAGACUUCAGGUUAAUGGAAUUUAACGACAUUGUCAAUCAUUUAUUAGCCAGAGAAGGUGAAGCUAGACAGAGAAGAUUAAAUAUACGAUUAUACUCCGUAGCACCUUUAAAUGAAGAAUGUGGUCUAAUCGAGUGGGUUCCAAAUCUUGUCGGACUGAGACCAGUGUUGAUUAACUUGUAUAAACAAAGAGUUUGCAAGAAAAUGUUUCUCUCCACAUUAGGAUUGGGUGAAUGGAGUGUUCAAAACUGGGUGAAAACUAGUUAUGACGCUAAUAUCCCAAAAGUAACUACUACUACUUUUCCUUCCAAGAUUAAACCUGUCAAUAUUGAACGCAGAAAUAAAGUUAAAGCAUUCCUUGAAAAACUGCCAAAGAAAACAUCCAUUCGUUCAGGAAAAAAAGUGGGAGAUGCAUGCGUGAAUAAUCUGAGGGCUCUCAGGUAUUCCAGAGAUUUGCCUGUCCAAUUCAAACUAAACUUUGAGGAGGAGUGGCAGUUUUUACCAGUUCGCAAAAAUACGAAUAAUGCAGGAAUCAGUUGGUUAACAGCACGAACUGCCUACGUCCGGACAACCGCUGUGAUGUCGAUGGCUGGAUACAUGUUAGGAUUAGGGGAUAGACAUGGCGAAAACAUUCAACUAGACUCUACAUGUGGUGAUGUGGUGCACGUCGAUUUUAACUGCUUAUUUAAUAAAGGCGAAAAAUUUGAUUGGCCCGAAAGAGUUCCGUUUCGACUCACCCACAACAUGGUAUCGGCGAUGGGUCCUUUGGGCGUCGAAGGAAUUUUCAGGAAGUCGUGUGCUUGUACUUUACGAGUUCUAAGAGAAAAUUCAAACACGCUUAUGUCGAUAGUGGCACCUUUCGUUUAUGAUCCUUUGGUUUCUUGGCCAAGACAUGUAUCAUCCUUGCCAAGUGUUCAUAAUGCUGAAAGGACAAACGAAGAGGCCGUCGAUCACAUAAAGAACAUAGAACUAAGACUGAAAGGAUCUGUAAAAACAAGAAACAGAACAUUAACAAUGCCUUUGUCGGUAGAAGGACAAACUAACUAUUUAAUAAAAGAAGCUGUGAGCAUUGAUAAUCUAUGUCAGAUGUAUAUUGGAUGGGGAGCGUAUUUGUAAUGUUAAUUGUAAUUUUAUAUUUUUGUUACCAGUAAAAUAAAUAAUUUUUAG